This is a messenger RNA of Phytophthora sojae, 303 nucleotides long. RefSeq lists its product as hypothetical. The record is from RefSeq and is a predicted model, not a curated record. NCBI's taxonomy places the organism in Eukaryota, Oomycota, Peronosporomycetes, Peronosporales, Peronosporaceae. The annotation marks the transcript as partial. The transcript has 2 exons.
GCCCUCGGAUACGUGGCAGCUCGCGUGGUUCCUGUUCCCGACGACUCUACGCUCGUCGGUGUCGGCGAGUUCAGCAACCCGAGAGGCCUCCGCAGCAAUGCAGUGCCCCCGCUGAAGGGCAUCGCGAAGGAGCUGUCCAGACGCGCUACCGUACGCCUGAUCGACGAGUACUUCACGAGCAAGAAAUGCAUCGCGUGCCACAGCGAUCUAGCGGAGACGGAGUCCCAGAACGUCCUGCACUAUACCAACAGCACCUGCAGGAUGUACUGGGACCGCGACGAGAAUGCGGCCCGCAAUCUGAUG